AUGCAUACUAUCCCGGAAGAGUGUGAGAGGCUCUUCUGUGACACAUUGUCUGCGAUCUUCCUUGGUGAGAGGAGCUUCGCUGGACAAGAGUCACUUGGGGUGGGUGCGUCUCAAAGCCGGCCGAACAAUAGUAUGCCGAUUGAACAGUGGUUUGAGCUGUUGGAUUACACCAGCGACACUAUACACCGUGGUUUUGUAACCAAUACGAGCGGCGAACCGACCUUGUUUGUUUUCCUUGCAGAGAACGCACUCGGUCACGGUCUGAAAACAGGGUUAAUUGCCCUGUUUGAACUUGCUAAUAUAUCUGCUUUUGGGUGCCCCCGAAUUGUGGCAUGUGUACCCCGUUCGCACGAUGCAGUUGAACUAGAAGCUGUACGGAACCUCGGUUGGUGCGGAUUCAGUUUGACUACUUUGCAACCGUGGAGUGGUGCAAGAGACGUCGAACGCUCGCUUAGCACUAAAUGGCUUUUCUUGGAUGCGGAGGUUUAG
This is a messenger RNA of Aspergillus tubingensis, 489 nucleotides long. Its product is annotated as ornithine decarboxylase antizyme. NCBI's taxonomy places the organism in Eukaryota, Fungi, Ascomycota, Eurotiomycetes, Eurotiales, Aspergillaceae. Gene Ontology annotation, biological process: positive regulation of protein catabolic process. Gene Ontology annotation, cellular component: nucleus; cytoplasm. The transcript is spliced from 2 exons. Gene Ontology annotation, molecular function: ornithine decarboxylase inhibitor activity. The record is from RefSeq and is a predicted model, not a curated record. Bases 1 to 489 code for a protein of 162 amino acids.